Loxodonta africana (African savanna elephant) is the source of this 1060-nucleotide messenger RNA. It is a transcript of the gene WNT7B, whose product is annotated as Wnt family member 7B. The transcript is spliced from 4 exons. Gene Ontology annotation, molecular function: cytokine activity; frizzled binding. The coding region runs from base 1 to 1050 and encodes 349 amino acids. Gene Ontology annotation, cellular component: extracellular region. NCBI's taxonomy places the organism in Eukaryota, Metazoa, Chordata, Mammalia, Proboscidea, Elephantidae. Gene Ontology annotation, biological process: multicellular organism development; canonical Wnt signaling pathway; neuron differentiation. The record is from RefSeq and is a predicted model, not a curated record.
AUGCACAGAAACUUUCGCAAGUGGAUUUUCUACGUUUUUCUCUGCUUUGGCGUCCUCUACGUGAAGCUCGGAGCGCUGUCCUCCGUGGUGGCCCUGGGAGCCAACAUCAUCUGCAACAAGAUUCCUGGCCUGGCCCCGCGGCAGCGCGCCAUCUGCCAGAGCCGGCCAGACGCCAUCAUCGUGGUCGGGGAGGGGGCGCAGAUGGGCAUCAACGAGUGCCAGCACCAGUUCCGCUUCGCCCGCUGGAACUGCUCGGCGCUGGGCGAGAGGACCGUCUUCGGCCAGGAGCUCCGAGUAGGAAGCCGUGAGGCCGCCUUCACGUACGCCAUCACGGCGGCUGGCGUGGCCCAUGCUGUCACCGCGGCCUGCAGCCAAGGCAACCUGAGCAACUGCGGCUGCGACCGGGAGAAGCAGGGCUACUACAACCAGGCAGAGGGCUGGAAGUGGGGCGGCUGCUCCGCCGACGUGCGCUAUGGCAUCGACUUCUCCCGGCGCUUCGUGGACGCCCGUGAGAUCAAGAAGAACGCACGGCGCCUCAUGAAUCUGCACAACAACGAGGCUGGCAGGAAGGUCCUGGAGGAGCGCAUGAAGCUGGAGUGCAAGUGCCAUGGCGUGUCGGGCUCGUGCACCACCAAGACGUGCUGGACCACACUGCCUAAGUUCCGUGAGGUGGGCCACCUGCUCAAGGAGAAGUACAACGCGGCCGUGCAGGUGGAGGUGGUGCGCGCCAGCCGCCUGCGGCAGCCCACCUUCCUGCGCAUCAAGCAGCUUCGCAGCUACCAGAAGCCCAUGGAGACCGACCUGGUGUACAUCGAGAAGUCGCCCAACUACUGCGAGGAGGACGCGGCCACGGGCAGCGUGGGCACCCAGGGCCGCCUGUGCAACCGCACCUCGCCCGGAGCCGACGGCUGCGACACCAUGUGCUGCGGGCGCGGCUACAACACGCACCAGUACACCAAGGUCUGGCAGUGUAACUGCAAAUUCCACUGGUGCUGCUUCGUCAAGUGCAACACGUGCAGCGAGCGCGCCGAGGUCUUCACCUGCAAGUGAGCCCGGCCGG